Messenger RNA from Poecilia latipinna (sailfin molly), 8476 nucleotides. It is a transcript of the gene scrib, whose product is annotated as scribble planar cell polarity protein. Bases 885 to 6899 code for a protein of 2004 amino acids. NCBI's taxonomy places the organism in Eukaryota, Metazoa, Chordata, Actinopteri, Cyprinodontiformes, Poeciliidae. Gene Ontology annotation, biological process: neurotransmitter receptor transport, endosome to postsynaptic membrane; embryo development; establishment or maintenance of epithelial cell apical/basal polarity. Gene Ontology annotation, cellular component: adherens junction; postsynaptic density; postsynaptic membrane. The record is from RefSeq and is a predicted model, not a curated record. Gene Ontology annotation, molecular function: protein kinase binding. The transcript is spliced from 45 exons.
CGAGCCUAGCCCAGCCCCCCCGCACACCAGACCGGCCUGCCUCAGCUCAACAGGGGAGGCAAGCGCGGCUGUUGCUGAAGCUCCUGCUCUCUCUGCUUGGAUUCUACCACCCCUGGGGUCGGAUGAACACCGUCUGGUCACUUUUUGUGACUUAUUCUGGGAUGUUGCUGCCACACACAGUCGUCCCGUGUUUUUUGUAGUUUUUAUUAAAGCGCUGUCGGUUAACGGCAGCUCCGCCACAAAGCCGUCCAGCCUCCUCCUAGCCGACGUUGGCUAACUGUGACUAGCUUCCUGAGGACGAACGCAUCAUUACGAGUUAAUCUCCGCUGACUCGUUUGGCGUAAGCCGCUUGGUCAUAGCUGUUUAUCUAUAACUCUGUGACUAAAGUGGAUGCUUUCAGUUGCCCACCCAUGACUGCGGCGGAUAGGGCAGCGUUUCGCGACGCGGGGUGUUCGGAAGAUUGAUUUUCAGUUAGCCUCGUUUGAGGAGCUUCGGGCUGCUUCGGGGGAUGUUGGCGGCGGCGGUAGCAAAACAAGCUAACGUCGGUUGCUCCGUGUGAAGGAGGGGAGUGUAAGAAAGUGAGGCAACACUUCAAGCCCAUCCGUGAGGAGCUUAAUUUCCUUCAUGUUUGGUUAAAUUCCGGAUUGGAUGUCGCUGGGAGGAUCCCGACAAUUUUCAAGCAGAACCGGACACGGAAUAUACAUCAGAAACAGAUCGAAGGGAUUAUUUUUGUGCUUCUUCAGGUGGAUUUCGGCCUCCUACUCUGGAUCAUUGGAGGAACAAAUUAGGUGUUUUGACACUGACUUAACCUCCCUCUCCCGCUGCACCCUCUAAUGCGGAGAUCUUAGUAGCACCGGCAUCCAAAUCCCCUUAGGCGGCCGGACAUGCUGAAGUGUAUCCCCCUGUGGCGCUGCAAUCGCCACGUCGAGUCGGUGGACAAGCGCCACUGCAACCUGCAGACUGUCCCCGAUGAGAUCUUUCGCUACAGCCGCAGUCUGGAGGAACUUCUCCUCGAUGCCAACCAACUCAAAGAGCUACCAAAGCCUUUCUUCAGACUAUUAAACUUACGGAAGCUCGGCUUGAGUGACAAUGUGAUCCAGAGACUCCCUCCUGAGGUGGCCAACUUCAUGCAGCUGGUGGAACUGGACAUCUCCAGAAAUGAAAUCCCAGAGAUCCCUGAGAGCAUCAAGUUCUGCCGGGCCUUGGAGAUCGCAGAUUUCAGUGGAAAUCCGCUCGCCAGAUUGCCGGACGGCUUCACUCAGCUGCGAACGCUGGCUCACCUUUCCCUCAACGAUGUGACAUUACAGACGUUACCCAGUGACAUUGGAAACCUGGCCAACUUGGUGACGCUGGAGCUCAGGGAGAAUCGGUUGAAGUCUCUGCCUACGUCGCUCUCUUUCCUGGUGAAACUGGAACAGCUGGACCUUGGCAGCAAUGAACUGGAAGUUUUGCCGGACACGCUCGGCGCUCUCCCCAACCUGAGGGAGCUGUGGUUGGACCGUAAUCAGUUGUCUUCAUUACCACCUGAACUGGGAAACCUUCGGCGGCUGGUGUGUCUGGACGUCUCUGAGAACCAUCUGGACAAGCUUCCUUCGGAGCUGAACGGCCUGCUGGCUCUCACCGACCUGCUGCUCACACAGAACCUGCUGGAGGUCGUCCCAGACAGCAUAGGUUGUUUAAAGCAGCUGUCCAUCCUGAAAGUGGACCAGAACCGACUAACUCAGCUGACCGACUCUAUAGGAGAGUGUGAAAACCUCACAGAGCUUGUCCUGACGGAGAAUCAUUUACAGUCACUUCCUCGCUCGCUGGGCAAGCUGAAGAAGCUGACGAACCUGAAUGUAGACCGUAACCGGCUCGGCAGCGUGCCCAAAGAACUCGGCGGCUGCGCCAGCCUCAACGUCCUCUCGCUGAGAGAUAAUCGCCUGAGCAAACUGCCUGCUGAGCUGGCAGACGCCACUGAGCUGCAUGUGCUGGAUGUGGUCGGAAACAGAUUACAAAACUUGCCUUUCGCCUUGACAAACCUCAACCUUAAGGCCAUGUGGCUCACGGAGAACCAGUCGCAGCCAAUGCUCAAGUUCCAGACCGAAGACGACGAGCGGACAGGAGAGAAAGUGUUAACCUGCUACUUACUCCCCCAGCAGCCGUCGCCAAGCCUCGAGAACCUGCUGCAGAACAGCGUGGACGACAGCUGGAUGGACAGCAACCUGAACAGAGUGUCCGUCAUUCAGUUCCAGGAGGAGACCAAAGCUGAGGAAGAGGAAGAUGAUGAAGCUGCAGCAGAGCGCAAGGGCCUCCAGCGCAGAGCCACCCCUCAUCCCAGUGAGCUGAAGGUGAUGAAGAAGGGGAUAGAGGACAGGAGGAAUGAGCCUUACACAACCAGAACCGAUGGAGAAGACGAGUCACUUGACCCACAGGUGAAGCGGCUGAGUAACGUUUCAAAUCAGAGCCAUGACUCCCAGGUGUCCAACAGCACGCUGUCGGCCACAUCCCACGAGGAGAGACACAACCUGGUGGCUCCCUCCCAGCGAGGGGAGCUGGUGAACAACCAGUCCCCCCAGGAGGACGACGACCUGGACGAGAUGGAGGUGGAGUACAUCGAGCCAACCGUGCACUUUGCAGAAGAACCGAUUAUCCGGGGCGGAGAUGAGGACGACGAAGACGACGGAGAGAACGGCGAGAGGAGCGACGAAGACGACGACAGGCCGGUGAUCCCCCCGGAGAAGCAGCGGCUGAUCAGAAAGGACACGCCGCAUUACAAGAAGCACUUCAAAAUCAACAAGCUGCCCAAACCCGAGGCCGUGGCCGCGCUGCUGCAGGGCUUCAGUCCCGACCGGCUCAACUCCCCGACACGGGCUGCAGAGGACGAGCCCGAGGAAGAGGAGGAUCAGAUCGUAGGCAUCCCUCAGCUCCAUCACAGAAUGGAAGAGCUGGACGACAUCCGGCACCAGGGCAACUCCAGCCAAGUAAAGGGGGUGUCAUUUGAUCAAGUCAAUAAUCUGCUGAUUGAACCUGCUCGAAUUGAGGAGGAAGAGCACUCGCUGACUAUCGUUCGACAGUCUGGUGGGCUUGGUAUCAGCAUUGCUGGGGGAAAAGGAUCUACGCCUUACAAGGGAGAUGAUGAGGGAAUCUUCAUCUCCAGAGUAUCUGAGGAAGGUCCUGCAGCAAGAGCAGGAGUGAAAGUGGGAGACAAGCUUCUAGAGGUGAACGGAGUAGACCUCCAUGAAGCGGAGCAUCACACUGCAGUCGAGGCUCUCCGCAGCUCCGGGGCAACGGUUUCCAUGACGGUACUGCGCGAACGCAUGGUGGAGCCCGAGAACGCCAUCACCACCACGCCGCUGAGGCCCGAGGAUGACUACUUCCCACGGGAGAGGCGGAGCAGCGGCCUCGCCUUCAAUCUGGAGAGCAGUCCUAGCGGACCGCGGCAGAGGUUCUCCACCUGCCUGAUCCGGAACGACAAAGGCCUCGGGUUCAGCAUCGCUGGGGGAAAAGGCUCCACACCGUACCGCACAGGAGACACUGGAAUCUACAUUUCCAGGAUUGCUGAGGGUGGAGCAGCACACAGAGACAGCACACUGCGAGUCGGCGACAGGGUGAUCUCUAUCAAUGGUGUAGACAUGACAGAGGCCAGGCAUGACCAGGCAGUAGCGCUCCUUACCGGCACCUCCCCCACCAUCGCGCUGCUGGUGGAGCGAGACCUGAGCGCACCGGGGGGCUCUCCAGGUCAGAACCGGGCGCGGGCCCACUCCCCUCCUCCCCCAGAACCCUCCGCCUCUCCAGACCAAGACGAGGAAGGCCUUCAGGGGAACCACAUGGGGAAGCUGGAGGACGAGUAUCCCAUUGAGGAGGUGACCCUGGUGAAGUCAGGCGGCCCUCUUGGACUGAGCAUUGUUGGAGGCAGUGACCAUGCCAGCCACCCGUUCGGCAUCAAUGAACCUGGGGUCUUCAUCUCAAAGGUGAUUCCUCACGGUCUGGCGUGUCAAAGCGGCCUGCGAGUCGGCGACCGCAUAUUAGAGGUGAACUCCAUCGACCUGCGGCACGCCACGCACCAGGAAGCCGUGCGGGCCCUGCUGGCCAACAAACAGGAGAUCCGCAUGUUGGUGCGGAGGGAUCCUUCGCCGCCGGGGAUGCAGGAGGUUCUGAUCCAAAAGCAGCCCGGCGAGAAGCUCGGGAUUAGCAUCCGCGGAGGAGCGAAAGGUCACGCUGGAAACCCCUUCGACCCCACAGAUGAGGGCAUCUUUAUAUCCAAGGUGAGUUCGACCGGCGCCGCAGCCAGAGACGGACGGCUGCAGGUUGGCAUGCGCAUCCUGGAGGUGAACAACCACAGCCUGCUGGGAAUGACCCACACAGAGGCGGUCAGAGUGCUCCGCGCGGUCGGGGACUCCCUGGUUAUGCUGGUGUGCGACGGCUUCGACCCGCGGAAAGUCGCAGCUGGUGAGGCGUCUCCUGGGAUCAUUGCCAACCCGUUUGCAACCGGCAUCGUACGCAAGAACAGCAUGGAGAGCAUCUCCUCCAUAGACCGAGACCUGAGCCCAGAGGAGAUGGAGAUCAUACAGAAGGAGUCUGAGAUGGUCAGGGAGACGUCGCAGUGGGAGCGAGAGGAGAUGGAGAAAGUGGAGCGUAUGCGUUUGGAGCGUGAGGAGGCAACUCGCCUGCUAGAAGAGGAGACGGAGAACCUUGGCACUGGACCUUUAAAACUUGACUACAAAACCCUGGCUGCUCUCCCCACCACCAGCCUCCAGAAAGUGAACCGGUUCUCUGCCUCUGUUACUCUGACUGCCCCCAUGGAGGCCCCCCUGCCAGCCAAUCACGGAGCCCCUAUAGAGCCCUUCGGGUCGGGCAAACCCGCCGAACCCCUCACUGAUUAUCUCCACCAAUCCCAGUUGUCCCACAACGGGACGUCCAGCAUCCCUGACAGUCCAGCCGUUGACUCGACAGUUUCUCCUGAGGAGGAAGAGGAGUGCCUGGUGGACUCGCAGCCCAUGUGCUUUAGUGAGAACCCCUUCCUGGUGGCUAACCGUAGAGGGAGAGGCCUUCCACCCGGAGAGCGGAUCCUGUCGGGGCCUCCGGUGGGCUACGGCCGGCAGGGGAAGCUGCAGCCCUGGUUGUUCAGCAAGGCAUCUUCGUCUGAUUACAGCAGAACGGACAGCCCAGUCAGGGAAGCACCAUAUUCUCCCACUAUCCAACCGGCAAACAUUCAUCUCACUGCCACUCUCACUGCUAAGGACAGCACUUCAUCAUCAUCAACGCGGCCUGGAGCCAUCCAGCCAGUCGGACGCGCGUGGCCCACCGCCUCCCCCGGCACGCCGGAGGGCCGCAGCCCUAACCCCUUUCAGCAUGGCCCCUCCCCGUUCAACUCCUCUCCUCGCGCCCCCUCCCCCUCUUCGCCCGACGAGUUCCCAAUGAAUGUCAAGCAGGCAUACAAGGCGUUCGCCGCCGUGCCUCGCUCGCUGGCAGUGCUGGAGCCGCCGCAGGAUCUGUACGGUGUGAGGAACAAUUUUCACCCAAAGCAACCUUCACCAGAGCCUGUGCUGAACGACGAGGUGUUUGAUGAUAGAAGUGAAGGUCAGGAGGGAGGCGGUGAGGGUCUGACCAGCAGGGUCUCCCCGCGGCCCUCCCUCUCCUCCGAUCGACGGGACUAUAUGAGCCUGGCCGCCGUGCCGCGCUUCUCUAGAACCUCCAUGGAGCAGCAGAGCCCGUCUCUUGGAGGUAAGAACAGCCCGGAGCAGCGCUCCUUCAGGGACAGGCAGAAAUACUUUGAGAUUGACGUGAAGCAGCAGACGCCAGAGAAACCCAAACCCAGAGUCUCCCUCGUCGGAGAGGACGACCUCAAGAAAAUGAGGGAGGAGGAAGAGAGGAAGUUUGAGCAGCGAGCGCGAGAGUACCUGAUGGACGAAGAGGAUGAGGAUGAGGAAGAAGACCUGGCUAAGCAGGUGGAGCACAUGAAGGCUACAGGAAAGGUUUUGUUAGACGGGGUUGAGUACAAGGUGGAGCCCGUUUCUACCCCGUCUCAGCACUGCUCCACUCCACUGAGCUUCACCGGCAGCUCCGGGCCUUCUUCAGUAGAUGGGAAGGGCGACUCUCAGAGAAAUUCACUGGAGGACAGCUUCAGGUUGGAGCAGAGACCAAACUCCAUGACGGGUCUGGUGUCGUCUUACCCUGGAGAGUCGGCGGCUCCCAUCCGCACGGCCAAGGCGGAGCGCAGACAUCAGGAGAGGCUCCGCAUGCAGAGCCCUGAGCUCUCCGUGGCCCCGGACAAGGAUCUGUCCCCUGCAGAGAAACGAGCGCUGGAAGCCGAGAAGAGAGCCAUGUGGCGGGCGGCACGGCCCUAUGGCCUAGAGGAGGAUGUUAGACAGUAUGAGCAGGACCUGGCAAAGAGGCUCUACCAGGCCCGAGUGAGGGCCUCUCAGGGCGCAGCCCCCCAUGCUUCCUCCUCUACCUCCUCCUCUGCAGCCUCCCAGCUCAGAAUGAAGUCUCUGGAACAAGACGCACUGAAAGCUCAGAUGGUCAUCGCCAAAACUCGAGACGGGAAGAAGCGUGGGACACUAGACCAGCUGACGGAGUCCCCGUCGCCGGCUCCAACGCCGUCUCCCACUCCCAUGGAAGAGCUCAGUCCUCGAGCAUUAACCUCUCCAGGCAGGCUGUCCCUGUCAUCAAAGAAGUUUGACUACCGACAGUUUGCCGCCAUUCCUUCUUCCAAACCCGUAUACGACAUUCAGACCCCUGACGCAGCAGAGGAAGUGCAAUACAUCGACGCCUCCAGUAAUGCUGGGCACGGCCCUGAAGUGGAGGCUCCCGCCCCGAUGCCCACCACCUCAGCCCUGGAGGAGAUGGCCCUCUACAGCAACAAACGCAAACUGAGGCAGGGCCGCCGCAGCCUGGAAGCCGCUGUGCCGACGUAACACAACCAAAAACGAUAACCCAGAGAGGUCGCCUCUCCAAAUAUAACCACUGCAAAGACUCUGAAGCUUUUAGUCGCCACAUAGAUACUCACUUAUAUCCUGCGUGCCAGUCUUGCCUUUAUAGUCUGUGGGUGAGUCGGCGAGCUCCGUACCUGGACGGGACGAGUCGGUGUGGUUAGCUAGGAUUGCUACUUGCAGAUGAAUUAUUUUCUUAAAUCUCCUGUUUGCCUCGUAGAUCAGAUCUAUUUUAACUUGAGGGUGAUCAAAGUUUUUAGUUUUUGUUUGUUUUUUAUUUCUGCACCAUUGUGAUGUUGCUGUUAUGAAAAAAAGCAUAGUGGAAACAGGAAAUGAGAAGAAAUGGGUUAUAGUUUUACUAACUUCAGCGAUUAGAUUGUAAAGUGUCUGUUUUUAAUGAUUUGUGGUGUAAAUAUUAACUGAGGAGGGAACAGCUUGCUACCUUCAUCAUCUUAUAUGGUGGAAAAUCUUUUCUCUUGAAGCACAUAUCAUUUAUUCACUGCCACUGUAUUAUAAUUUAUUAUCAUUUUAGACGAAUCGAAGGCCUUCAUUCUACAUUUUCAGCUCUUUUGAACUCAAGAUGAUUUCCUAAUACUCAUCUGCAUAUCACUACUUAUAUUUACUUUAUAAAAACACUUAAAUCACAAGGGGAAUUGUUGCAAAUAUGAUUUAAAUGUUUGGACGAACGCGCCUACUUGCUGUUCAUCCCUGCAGCCUCUGUUCAGACUAACCCUCGUUACAUUCCCCUACAGAGAGGACAACUACACUGGACACAGCAGCAGCAGAUACUCCCCAAAUGAGAGUAUUAGUACUUGGGAUCAUGCAUUUUAUCAUUUAUCAAUGGUACUUGCCCUUCUAAGGGUAUUGUGUGUUUUUGUAUUUUUAUUUUUAAAUCAAUGUGAACCAUUAAUGCUACCCUAGCAUCUUUUGCGUUAUCUGGCUAUUUUUUUUACCACAGUGAUGUGAAGGUAGCAGGGAGUUUUAUUUUUCCAACUAUGGUUAACUUAAAUCUGAUGCCACUGAAAAAAAUCAUUUAUCGUGUGAAUAAUGUACAAAAACUGUAAGGAAGAAGAGAAAAUAUGGGUUGGAAACUGAGCCUGUCUGGACUGCUGGAGCAUCUGGGUGAGGUUGAGGCUUGGUGUUGGGAUGCUCUCCAUGUAAACUGGGAGAGCUGCAAAACAUUCUGCAGAAUCACAGCAUCGUAGCAUUUUGUUAAUUUAAUCUAGGGUCUGUGAUUACUUUUCCAUGUUGCUCUCACUGACUGAAAUUCAGUUUAUCAUUUGCUGUUUUUUUUCUUUUUUUUAUUUGUAGGCAACUACUUUUUUUCCCCAGAAGAGUUUCACUACAUUCAAGCCGUGUUUUUAUGUUUUCUGUGUUUCUUAUUUUUGUCUCAAGUUCUUUUUGGGGGCUUUAACUUGCUAACAGGCCAGAUGGUGCAGGGUCAGACGUGCUAGGGUCAAGGGUUAUAGCUCAUAUAAGACUGUAACUAGUGAAUUUGUACAACCAAAGAAGUCUAUUUUGUGGUUCAGGAAUAAUAAAUUUUACUUUUCAUUUAAGAAGCG